Messenger RNA from Oryzias latipes (Japanese medaka), 6046 nucleotides. RefSeq names its product ventricular myosin heavy chain (gene vmhc). Gene Ontology annotation, molecular function: microfilament motor activity; actin filament binding; ATP binding. Gene Ontology annotation, cellular component: myosin II complex; myosin filament; cytoplasm. The record is from RefSeq and is a predicted model, not a curated record. Gene Ontology annotation, biological process: sarcomere organization; cardiac muscle contraction; muscle filament sliding. NCBI's taxonomy places the organism in Eukaryota, Metazoa, Chordata, Actinopteri, Beloniformes, Adrianichthyidae.
GGUUAUAUAUUUGAUCCUUGCCUUCAUUGCAGGUCUAACAAGCUGCUCUCUCUUCCCCUGGAUUCUGUGGAUUCCAAAGUCUAAGCUCCCUUGUUCUUACAGCAUCACAUUGCCAUGGGGGAUGCUGAGAUGUCCGUGUAUGGUGCGGCCGCACCGUACCUGCGGAAGUCAGACAAGGAACGCAUGGAGGCCUCCACGCGGCUCUUUGACAUCAAGAAGGAGUGUUUUGUUCCGGAUCCGGUGGAGGAGUUUGUAAAGGGAACCAUCACCAGCAGGGAUGGAGACAAGGUCACAGUGGAAACUCAGAAUGGGAAGACUGUGACUGUCAAAGACUCAGACAUUCUUCAGCAGAAUCCACCAAAGUUUGACAAGAUUGAAGACAUGGCCAUGCUGACCUUCCUCCAUGAACCAGCUGUGCUGUUCAACCUCAAAGAGCGUUAUGCGGCAUGGAUGAUCUAUACCUACUCCGGGCUGUUCUGUGUGACUGUCAACCCCUACAAGUGGCUGCCAGUCUACAACCAGGAGGUGGUCCUUGCUUAUCGAGGAAAAAAGAGGAGUGAAGCUCCUCCUCACAUUUUCUCCAUCUCUGAUAGCGCAUACCAGUACAUGCUCUCAGAUCGGGAAAACCAGUCAAUUCUGAUCACUGGAGAAUCUGGUGCAGGAAAGACUGUCAACACCAAGAGAGUCAUCCAGUAUUUUGCAAGUAUUGCAGCUGGAAGCAACAAAAAAGAUACUGCUAAAGACAAGGGCACACUGGAGGAUCAAAUCAUCCAGGCUAACCCCGCUCUGGAGGCUUUUGGGAACGCCAAGACCAUUAGGAAUGACAACUCUUCCAGAUUUGGAAAAUUCAUUCGAAUCCACUUUGAUACCAGAGGAAAGGUUGCCUCAGCUGACAUUGAAACAUACCUUCUGGAAAAGUCUCGUGUGGUCUGCCAGCUCAAGGCUGAAAGAGAUUACCACAUUUUCUACCAGAUUUUGUCCAACAAGAAGCCAGAACUUCUGGAGAUGCUGCUGAUAACAAAUAAUCCAUACGACUAUUUCUUCAUCUCUCAGGGAGAAACCCAAGUGCCUUCCAUAGAUGAUGCAGAAGAACUAAUGGCAACAGAUAGUGCCUUUGAUGUGUUGGGAUUUACUCAAGAGGAGAAAAACUCUGUUUACAAGCUCACUGGUGCCAUCAUGCAUUAUGGAAACAUGAAAUUCAAGCAGAGGCCUCGUGAGGAGCAAGCAGAAGCAGAUGGAACUGAAGAUGCUGACAAAGCAGCUUAUCUGAUGGGCCUGAACUCUGCAGACCUGAUCAAAGGUCUCUGUCACCCAAGGGUCAAAGUAGGAAAUGAGUGGGUCACCAAGGGACAGAGUGUUAACCAGGUGAACUACGCCAUUGGAGCUCUGUCUAAAGCUGUUUAUGAGAAGAUGUUCCUGUGGAUGGUCAUAAGAAUCAACCAGUCACUUGAAACCAAGCAGCCCCGACAGUACUUCAUUGGAGUGCUGGACAUUGCUGGAUUUGAGAUUUUUGAUUUCAACACCUUUGAGCAGCUGUGCAUCAACUUUACCAAUGAAAAACUGCAACAGUUUUUCAACCAUCACAUGUUUGUGCUGGAGCAAGAAGAGUACAAGAAAGAAGGAAUUGAAUGGACCUUCAUUGAUUUUGGUAUGGAUCUCCAGGCCUGUAUAGACCUGAUUGAAAAGCCCAUGGGUAUCAUGUCCAUCCUUGAAGAGGAGUGCAUGUUCCCGAAAGCCAGUGAUGCCACCUUUAAAGCUAAGCUUUAUGACAACCACCUGGGGAAAUCCAACAACUUUCAGAAACCCAGAGUUGUCAAAGGAAAACCAGAGGCCCAUUUUUCCCUGGUUCAUUAUGCAGGAACUGUUGAUUAUAACAUCAACAACUGGCUGGUGAAGAACAAGGAUCCUCUGAAUGAGACUGUGGUUGGAUUGUACCAAAAAUCCACUCUAAAACUGCUUGCUAUCCUGUUUGCAAAUUAUGCAGGAGCUGAUUUAGUGUUGGGUGAAGCAUCUGAGGGUAAAAAGGAGAAGAAGAAGAAAGGAUCAUCAUUUCAGACGGUCUCAGCUCUGCAUAGGGAAAACUUGAACAAGCUGAUGACCAACCUGCGGUCCACCCACCCUCACUUUGUGCGCUGCAUCAUCCCCAAUGAGACCAAGACUCCUGGGGCCAUGGAGAACCCUCUGGUGAUGCACCAGCUGCGCUGUAACGGCGUGCUGGAAGGCAUCAGGAUCUGCAGAAAGGGCUUCCCAAACAGGAUCCUCUAUGGGGAUUUCAAGCAGAGAUAUCGCAUCCUGAAUCCAGCUGCCAUCCCUGAGGGUCAGUUCAUUGACAGCAGGAAGGGAGCAGAGAAACUUCUUGGGUCUUUGGAUGUUGAUCACAGCCAGUACAAGUUUGGUCACACCAAGGUGUUUUUCAAAGCUGGAUUGCUGGGUCUCCUAGAAGAAAUGAGAGAUGAGCGGCUAUCUAAAAUUAUUACGGCCAUUCAAGCUAGGUCUCGUGGUCUGCUGUCACGAAUUGAGUAUCAGAAGAUGGUAGAACGCAGAGAUGCUUUGUUAGUGAUUCAGUGGAACAUCCGAUCCUUCAUGGGGGUCAAGAAUUGGCCCUGGAUGAAGCUGUUCUUCAAGAUCAAACCCCUGUUAAGAUCUGCAGAAGCAGAGAAAGAGAUGGCCAAUAUGAAGGAAGAAUUCCUGAAGCUCAAAGAGGCUUAUGCAAAAUCUGAAGCUCGUAGAAAGGAACUAGAGGAAAAAAUGGUCUCCCUUCUCCAAGAGAAGAACGACCUGCAACUCCAAGUCCAAGCUGAACAAGAUAAUCUCUGUGAUGCAGAGGAGCGAUGUGAGGGGCUGAUCAAAAACAAAAUUCAGCUGGAGGCAAAAGCCAAAGAGCUGUCGGAAAGAUUGGAAGAUGAAGAGGAGAUGAAUGCUGAACUGACUGCAAAGAAGAGGAAGCUGGAAGAUGAGUGCUCCGAGUUAAAGAAGGACAUUGAUGAUCUGGAGCUAACUCUGGCUAAAGUGGAGAAGGAAAAACACGCCACUGAGAACAAGGUAAAGAACCUGACAGAGGAGAUGGCUGCUUUGGAUGAUAUCAUCGCCAAGCUUACCAAGGAGAAGAAAGCUUUACAAGAAGCUCAUCAGCAAACGCUGGAUGACCUGCAGAGUGAAGAAGACAAAGUCAACACUCUGACCAAGCUAAAGGCCAAGCUGGAGCAACAAGUGGACGAUCUUGAAGGGUCCCUUGAACAAGAGAAAAAGAUUCGAAUGGACCUUGAAAGAGCAAAGAGGAAGCUUGAGGGGGACCUGAAGUUGGCCCAAGAAAGUGUCAUGGAUCUAGAAAACGACAAGCAACAACUGGAGGAGCGCCUGAAAAAGAAAGACUUUGAGAUCAGCCAGCUAAAUAGCAAAAUUGAGGAUGAACAGUCUAUCAUUGCUCAACUCCAGAAAAAGCUCAAAGAGUUGCAGGCCCGUGUAGAGGAGCUGGAGGAAGAACUGGAGGCCGAGCGAGCUGCUCGAGCCAAAGUGGAGAAGCAAAGAGCAGACUUGGCUCGGGAGCUGGAGGAGAUCAGUGAGAGGCUGGAGGAGGCUGGAGGAGCCACAGCUGCUCAGAUCGAGAUGAACAAGAAGAGGGAGGCCGAGUUCCAGAAACUCCGCAGAGACCUUGAGGAGGCCACUCUGCAGCAUGAAGCCACUGCUGCUACACUCAGGAAGAAGCAAGCAGACAGUGUGGCUGACCUGGGAGAGCAGAUUGACAACCUGCAGAGAGUCAAGCAGAAACUGGAGAAGGAGAAGAGUGAACUCAAACUGGAGCUGGAUGAUGUGGUUUCCAACAUGGAACAUAUUGUAAAGUCUAAGACUUUCUUGGAAAAGACAUGCAGAACUUUGGAAGAUCAAAUGAAUGAGUACAGGAACAAAUGUGAUGAAUAUCAAAGGUCCCUUAAUGAUUUCACCACUCAGAAGGCCAAACUUCAGGCUGAGAACGAUGAGCUUUCCAGACAAAUGGAGGAGAAAGAAUCUCUUAUUUCUCAACUGACCAGAGGGAAGAAUUCCUACAAUCAACAGCUUGAAGAUUUAAAAAGACAACUAGAGGAAGAAAUAAAAGCCAAGAACGCCUUAGCCCAUGCUGUGCAGUCAGCUCGUCAUGACUGUGACCUCCUCAGGGAGCAGUAUGAGGAGGAGCAGGAGGCCAAGGCUGAGCUGCAGCGCAGCAUGUCCAAAGCCAACUCCGAGGUGGCUCAGUGGAGAACCAAGUACGAAACUGACGCCAUCCAGAGGACUGAGGAACUGGAAGAAGCCAAGAAGAAGCUGGCUCAGCGUCUGCAGGAGGCUGAGGAAGCUGUUGAAGCAGUGAAUGCUAAAUGUUCCUCCUUGGAGAAGACCAAACACAGACUGCAGAAUGAGAUUGAAGAUCUCAUGGUGGAUGUGGAGAGGUCAAACGCGGUGGCUGCCACUCUUGACAAAAAGCAGAGGAACUUUGACAGGGUCUUGGCAGAGUGGAAACAAAAGUAUGAAGAAUCUCAAUGUGAGCUAGAAAGCUCCCAGAAGGAAGCUAGAUCUCUGAGCACUGAGCUCUUCAAACUGAAGAACUCCUAUGAAGAGGCCCUAGAACAUCUGGAGACCUUGAAGAGGGAGAAUAAGAACCUACAAGAGGAAAUAUCUGACCUAACCGAGCAACUUGGUGAAGGCGGAAAAACCCUUCAUGAGCUGGAGAAGGUUCGUAAGCAGCUGGAGCAAGAAAAAAGUGAAAUCCAGUCUGCCCUCGAGGAGGCAGAGGGAUCCCUUGAGCAUGAAGAGAGUAAGAUUUUGAGAACCCAGCUUGAGUUUAACCAGAUCAAAGCAGAAAUGGAGCGGAAAUUGUCUGAGAAAGAUGAGGAGAUGGAGCAGAGCAAGAGGAACAUGCAGAGGACCAUUGACACCCUGCAGAGUUCUCUGGAGGCAGAGUGCCGCAGCAGGAAUGAAGCUCUUCGUAUUAAAAAGAAGAUGGAGGGAGACCUCAACGAGAUGGAGAUCCAGCUCAGCCAAGCCAACAGGCAGGCAGCUGAAGCCCAGAAACAGCUGAAGUCUAUUCAUGCCCAUCUGAAGGAUUGUCAGAUUCAGCUGGAUGAGUCUUCAAAGGGCAAUGAUGAUCUUAGGGAGAACAUGGCCAUCGUUGAGAGACGAAACACCCUGCUUCAGGCUGAACUGGAGGAGCUGAGAGCUGCUCUGGAGCAAACUGAGAGGAGCCGCAAACUGGCCGAGCAAGAGCUGCUGGAUGUCAGUGAGAGGGUGCAGCUGCUGCACUCACAGAACACAGGGCUGAUAAACCAGAAGAAGAAGCUGGAGUCUGAUACAGUGCAGCUUCAAACAGAGGUUGAAGAUGCAGUGCAGGAGUGCAGGAAUGCUGAAGAGAAGGCCAAAAAGGCCAUCACUGAUGCCGCCAUGAUGGCAGAGGAACUGAAGAAAGAGCAGGACACCAGCGCUCACCUGGAGCGCAUGAAGAAGAACAUGGAACAAACCAUCAAAGACCUGCAGCACCGUCUGGAUGAAGCUGAGCAGAUCGCCAUGAAGGGAGGAAAGAAGCAGGUGCAGAAGCUUGAGGCCAGGGUGAGGGAGCUAGAAAACGAGGUGGAACUGGAGCAGAAGAAAAGCAGUGAGACUGUGAAAGGUAUCCGUAAAUAUGAGCGCCGCAUCAAGGAGCUUACCUACCAGACUGAGGAAGAUCGAAAGAACAUUGCUCGACUGCAAGAUCUGAUAGACAAGCUGCAGCUAAAGGUUAAAGCCUACAAAAGAGCUGCUGAAGAGGCCGAGGAACAGGCUAAUGUCCAUCUCUCAAAGUUCCGCAAGCUUCAACAUGAGCUUGAUGAGGCUGAGGAGAGAGCAGACAUCGCCGAGUCUCAGGUCAAUAAGCUAAGAGUCAAGAGCCGCGAUGUGGGGUCAAAGCAGAAAGGGUUUGAAGAAGAGUGAAGCUUUGGAGCCUCCAGAAACACUUCUGCCUGCUGUGAACUUUGGAUUUCCUUCCUUAUUAUUGCUCACAACCUUUAGUGCUAAUAAAAUCACUUAGAAAAUGCUGCAAAAA